Messenger RNA from Xyrauchen texanus (razorback sucker), 3710 nucleotides. RefSeq names its product propionyl-CoA carboxylase beta chain, mitochondrial-like. Gene Ontology annotation, molecular function: propionyl-CoA carboxylase activity. Gene Ontology annotation, cellular component: mitochondrion. The record is from RefSeq and is a predicted model, not a curated record. The coding region runs from base 33 to 1712 and encodes 559 amino acids. The transcript has 15 exons. NCBI's taxonomy places the organism in Eukaryota, Metazoa, Chordata, Actinopteri, Cypriniformes, Catostomidae.
CCGACGCAUCCGGUGUCCUCCGUGCAGAAGGAAUGGCGACCUACACGUUAAUGCGAAGCAGUCUGGGACUGUUAAAUGGUCUAAAAUGUUCUUUUAAAAGUGUAGGACAGAUUCCGUACGGGGCAGCCGCUGGAGCAAUUACCCAGUCGAAAGUGUUGCAAAAUGCAAGAUGGUAUGCUGUUAGCCACCUCUCUGUGCAGGAGAGAAUUGAUAAGAAGCGAAAUGCAGCGCUUGCAGGGGGAGGACAACAGAGAAUAGAUGCACAGCAUAAAAGGGGUAAACUGACAGCGCGCGAGAGAGUGGAGCUCUUGCUUGACCCUGACUCGUUCGUGGAGUAUGACAUGUUUGUGGAGCAUCGCUGUUCUGACUUUGGCAUGGAGGCAGAUCAUAACAAGUAUCCAGGGGACAGCGUUGUGACUGGACAGGGCAGGAUCAAUGGCAGACUAGUCUAUGUUUUCAGCCAGGACUUCACUGUGUUUGGAGGCAGUUUAUCGGGAGCCCAUGCGCAAAAGAUCUGCAAGAUCAUGGACCAGGCAAUGAUGGUUGGAGCUCCAGUUAUUGGUCUCAAUGAUUCUGGUGGAGCCCGAAUUCAGGAAGGUGUUGAGUCCCUGGCAGGAUAUGCUGAUAUUUUCUUGCGUAAUGUGAUGGCAUCUGGUGUAGUUCCUCAGAUAUCUCUCAUCAUGGGCCCAUGUGCUGGGGGUGCCGUGUACUCACCUGCCCUCACAGACUUUACUUUCAUGGUGAAGGACACGUCCUACCUCUUUAUCACAGGCCCAGAUGUGGUUAAAUCUGUUACUAAUGAAGAUGUUACCCAGGAGGAGCUCGGUGGAGCAAAAACCCACACUGCAAUAUCUGGGGUUGCCCAUCAGGCCUUCGAGAAUGACAUUGAUGCCCUUCUGAAUUUACGAGACUUUUUCAACUUCCUCCCAUUGAGCAACAAAGAUCCUUCUCCUGUUGUUGAGUGCCAUGAUCCCAGCGAUCGCCUGGUUCCUGGUUUGGACACUGUUGUUCCUUUUGAAAGCACUAAAGCCUAUGACAUGCUGGACAUCAUUCAUGGUAUCGUAGAUGAGAGAGAAUUCUUUGAGAUCAUGCCCAACUAUGCCAAAAAUAUGGUUGUGGGUUUUGCCAGGAUGAAUGGCCGUACAGUAGGCAUAGUAGGAAACCAGCCAAAAGUGGCAUCUGGCUGCUUGGACAUAAACUCAUCUGUUAAAGGGGCUCGCUUUGUGCGGUUCUGUGAUGCUUUCAACAUUCCCAUCGUCACAUUUGUAGAUGUGCCUGGAUUCUUGCCAGGCACAGCCCAAGAGUAUGGAGGCAUCAUCAGACAUGGAGCCAAACUGCUUUUUGCUUUUGCAGAGGCGACAGUUCCAAAAAUCACAGUAAUCACUAGAAAGGCUUAUGGAGGUGCUUAUGAUGUGAUGAGUUCCAAACAUUUAAGAGGAGACAUCAACUAUGCUUGGCCAUCUGCUGAAGUCGCAGUGAUGGGUGCAAAGGGUGCUGUUCAAAUCAUCUUCAGAGGAAAGGAGAACCAAGCUGAGGCUGAAGCUGAAUAUGUGGAGAAGUUUGCCAAUCCUUUCCCAGCUGCUGUCAGAGGGUUUGUAGAUGACAUCAUUCAACCCUCGCUCACACGCAAGAGGAUCUGCAGAGAUCUGGAGGUGCUGGCCAGCAAAAAACAGACCAACCCCUGGAAAAAACAUGCUAACAUUCCUUUGUAAAUCUUUGCCCGACACUACUUAUUAAUGGCAUUUUACAAAGAUUAUCCAUUGAUUGUUAGACACAUAUUGAAGAGAAACUCAUGUUUUUUUACACAUGGUUCUUCGUGCCUUAUCCCUGUUACCUGUUUGCAUCAUGCAGUUGAUGCAAACAGGUAAACACAAAAAAAUAAUAAAACACUCCCACAGAUAAUGAUUACAUAUUUAAUAUUUUUCUGAAAAAGUGAAUUUUCCAUAAGUUCACUGAAGAAAAGUUUUAGAACAGUUUUCCAUUAAAAGGGAAAGUGGUACAGCAGAUUGUACAAAAGAAAACCUUUAUCGAAAAUUUACAAUUUACAGGUAAACUAGCAAAUCUAACCAAGGCUUGGAUGGAGCGUAAUAACAAUCAUGGGAAAACUCAUGUUGUUGACCGUAUGACAUUUAACUUUUAGAGACCACAGGACCAUAAAGUACUUAAACUGAGGCAUUCAGUGUAACAAUACUUGAAUCUGCCUCGCUUGAAACAUGGCACAGCUGGAAUUUCUGUUUGAUCCAGACAAGAACAACUGACAAAAACCCUCCUUGUUUUAUCAAUAAUACAUAUUCAAACAGACCUGUAUAGACAUUUCACACAAAUAAAUCUUAACCUCACUGAAAACUAAAUCUACUGAAAAUAAAGGAUAAAAAACUGACCAUUUAAAUGAUUUGCAAGCAAAAAUACACAACAUGUAAUGCCUUUUUAGGACAAUUGUGCAGUACAGAGACAUCUUGGGCUUUGAGCAUGUAUUUGACAAUAUUAAUAACUCAACCGCAACAACAGUCUGACCAAACUUUUCCCACAACUGCGGUUUAACUUUUGCCCUUUACCCUAAUUUACAACUAUUGAAAACAAGAGAAUGUUAUUUUUAUGUAUUAAUGUAGUGGAUUUACCAACAUUUACUACUGUUUGGGUUGGCUUGUUGACCUUUUUGUAAAAACGACUCCAUAAUCUAACUGUACAGGGCAUCUACAUAGUAGGAUGGAUAAACACAAAUAUGUACAUCUUAAACAUAUGGGACUGUACAUUCUUACAUGAUAGAUUCGUACCACAAUGUAAAUCCCAUCCAGUGUGAAUCAAAUGAGCUGACCAAAACAUACUAUUCAACAGAACAAUUCACCAUAUGUGACAUAAUUGGACUGCAUCUGUUAAAAUAAUCUCUGACAGAAUAAAAGGUCCUCUGAUGUGGAGUUUGAUAAAAGAGGAUGAUUGAGGUUUUGUGGAAAGUUUGCUCCAGAACCACUGAAACUGGACACCAGUGCCUCCACUGUUUGAGUUUGUUUGCUCCUUUGAGAAAGUCUCAAACCUUGUCUCUUAUUCCAUCUGUUGUGGCACCUCAGAACAUGGGCAUUGUAAAGCCCUGAAAAAAGAAAUAACAUUCAUUAAUAUGGAGUGAUUAUUUGCACUAGGUGUAAAUAGCACCUGCCACACAGCAUGGCUAUUUGUACUCCAAUAGUCUAGUAGAAACACUGUGUUGCUGCUGUGGCGUGGGGUGUAAUGAUGAUGUGGAUGUGCUUUUUUUUUUUUUUUUUUGUGCAGACAAUCAGGGCUCGAUUCUGCCUUUUGUCCCACUUUUUCCCCAUCCUAUCUACAGUCUCCACUCAUAUUUCCUUCAAUACUACUUAUAAUAGUAAAUAACAUGAAUUAAUUAAUGUUGCUUCCUCGGAGUGAUUUGGUCAUGGUGAAGGUGAGAGAAAUGUUUUAUCUAAGUAAAAUUAACCAUAGUUUAACUAAAGUAAUAUUGUAGUAACCAUAUUUUUUUUUGUGGAAGCCAUAUUUUUUAUGAAAUAAACCAUGGUAUUUCUAUAGUCAUAUGGUGUUAAUAUAGCAUUGUGUGGUUACUAUGAUUUUACCACAAAAAAAUCAUAGUGAUACUUUAGUUCCUGUAGUAAAAACAUGGUUCAUUUUUGUUUUGGAAGGUUAGGGGUUGGUGUGAGACUCUAAAUAAACAUGCUGCAGUGAUCCCCCUAUACUGUACUGUAUGU